This is a messenger RNA of Physcomitrium patens, 1421 nucleotides long. Its product is annotated as WD repeat-containing protein GTS1. Lineage: Eukaryota; Viridiplantae; Streptophyta; Bryopsida; Funariales; Funariaceae. The record is from RefSeq and is a predicted model, not a curated record. Gene Ontology annotation, molecular function: protein binding.
UUCAACCCUCGAGGGUUCGAAUUUCGGCGAGGGGAUUGCAUGCGACGAGUAAGGAAUCACAUCGCUUGGAAAAUAGUUACUUCAUGCGCACAGGCGCCGUCGUAAUUGAAGUGGGUUUGGGCCGGAGAAAAGAGGAGAAGUGAGGAGACGGAGACGGAGGUGAGGAUGGGCUUGCCAGGCGCUGUGGCCAAGUGCAAAUUGAGCACCAGCAUUCAAGCAAGCUUUGGUGUCCCGGAUGAUCCCGACUACGUUUUCGACAUUGCAGCCAAUGGAGAUAACACCAUAAUGGCAGCCUCGCUUUCAACAAAUGGAAUUAAAUUAUAUGGUCUGGCAACGGGCCAAUUUCUGGGGGACUGUAUUGGACAUACCGACACGAUUUCGGACGUUUCCUUUUCUGAUGCAGAUUCACCUCAUAUGUUGUGCUCCUCGUCGGCUGAUGGUACAGUGAGGGCUUGGGACACUCGUCUAAGAAAAGAGGUUGCAAGUCUACGGUCAGAAAACCAAGAGUUAUGGAGUUUUGAUGUCGGGGGUUCUACUCAAAACUUGGUUGCUUCUGGUGGCAAUGCUGCGGUGAUAUGUUGGGACCGGCGGACAAAUCGCCAAAUAGCCACAUUAGAAGAAUGCCACACAGAAGCUGUUACGCAGGUUCGCUUCCAUCCGAGUAAGAAGGAAAAACUGGUGUCUGCUUCAGUAGAUGGCUUGAUGUGCGUAUUUGAUACCGUGAGCGACAUCAAUGAUGACGAAGGAAUGGAAUCUGUAAUGGGCGUGGGAACCUCUAUCGCUAGAAUAGGAUUCUACGGAAGCAAUCGUGAACGGCUUUGGUGCCAAACACAUAUUGAAACAGUGAGUUCUUGGAACAUUGAGGAUGCACUUUUGGAAGCUGACUUCACAGAUAUCCGCUCCGAGGCUUCAGCCAAUUGGAGUUACCCCUCUGUGGAUUAUCUGAUACGCUGCCACUACAUACCUGGAUUCGACACGCUCUGGCUUAUAGCCGGGACCCAAGAAGGAACAAUCGGGUACUUUCCUCUCCACAUUCCAGUGAAGAGGUCAGGCACAAAUGAUGCUGCGGCAGUUGGACCAGCCAGUGCCGUCUUAGAAGGGGGCCACUCUUCCGUGGUGAGGUCUGUUUGGUUUCCCUGUGAUGUAGGAACAAAUGCUGACACCCCUUUGGAAGGCCUUUUCUGUUGGACGGGUGGCGAGGAUGGACGGCUUUGUAGAUGGAGUGAGGAUUGUGAUGCAAACGAAAGGAGCAUUGCUUGGGUUUCUAGUGGGCUGGUUGCGAAAAGAGCUGGUCGUUCGAAACUUAGGCAUGCUCCUUAUUGAUUCCAAAAGCAUGGUGUAACAUAGUUUUCUAUUGACAAUUGUAUGCACUCUCCAGUUCCAAAAUAUCGAAACCGUGAUAAUUUUCAGUUCUUUAGUUG